UCGCCUGCUGCCAUAAUGUACUUGACUCUUGCUCUGAAUACUCAAAAUUAGGGAAAUUAUGGCUUUUGUAACUGAUUGUGUAUCACAAGAAACCUUUACAAUUACGCCUAAGGUUACGACGACUACCCGCAUUAGCCUAGAAGGACUGAACCAGAAGCAAUGGCAGAGCUAGAGACAAAGGAAGAGGAAUGUAAAAUGGUCAGUGACGAUAAGAAGCAAAGUUUGGUAAAUGAAGUUGAUAUCUGUGCCACCAAAGACACUGUAGAAGCAGUUGAACAUUGUGGAAAUGAUGGAACUAUAGAUAAAAUGGUGGAGGGUAUUAUAAAGGAGGAACCUGAUGUGGAAAAGAAUAAUGAAAUUAAAAACGCAGAUAAAGUCAGUGGACUUGCACCAGAAAAUGUGAAAAGCAAUGAAAACGACAAAGAAAAUAUGGAAAUCAAAGAAAAUUGUAAGGAAAAUAUGGAAGUGAAUGAAAAUAAGAAAGAUGCAGAGGUAAAGGAUGCUAAUUUGGAAAGUGAAAAUGAUUUAAACCUAGCAGCAGAAGACAGGACAGGGAAAGCCGAACAGGCAGAUGUUGGGAAGAAAAGAGGACCAAAGAAGAAAACCGUAGAAAACAAAACUCAAAGAAAACCAGACAAAGUAAGGAGUAAUACUGGUGAUGUAGCAGUUCCAGAAGGUUGGUCAAGGGUGGUAGUACAGCGGACAACUGGUGCCUCUGCUGGCAAGCUUGAUGUUUACUACUUCAGUCCCACUGGCAAGAAGCUACGGUCAAAAAAUGAAGUACGAAUUCACUGUGAAGAAAAUAAUUUAGAAGUGGAUAUGGCCAUGAUAGUCUUUUCUCAGAAAGCACCUACAAGUGAAGUGCGUAUUGCUAGAGGUGGCCCAGGUGCUCCAAGGACUCCCAAAACUGCAUCUUCCAAAACUCCAAAAUUACCUAAAGGUCCUAAGAGCCCCAAAACACCUAAACCACCAAAGAGUACUAAAAGUGAACUGGGGAAGAAGAGGAAAGCCACAGACAAAACUGAGGGACCGUUGUUAAAGAAAGCAAAAGUUGAUGACAAGAAGAGUGAAUACUUCAAAAUGAAAGGUGACACACUGGGUCGAGUAAGAUUAAAAGCUACAGCCAAAUGGAAUCCUCCGCGCUCACCAUUCAAUCUCUUCCAAGAGUCUCUCUAUCAUGAUCCAUGGAAACUUCUUAUUGGGACCAUAUUCCUCAACAGGACUACAGGUGAAGAAGCUCUUGGUAAAAAUAUAUUGUGGCAGUUUCUUGAGAGAUGGCCAACUCCUAAUGAUACAGUUAUGGCAUCAUGGGAAGAAAUUGCUAAUCUUAUUCAACCUCUGGGUCUUCACGAAAAAAGAGCAAAAAUGAUUAUUCGUUUUUCAGAGGAGUACUUAACAAAGGACUGGGUUUACCCGAAGGAACUUCAUGGUAUUGGAAAAUAUGGAAAUGAUUCAUACAGAAUUUUCUGUGUCAAUGAGUGGCGAAAGAUCCGACCCUCUGAUCACAUGUUGAACUUCUAUAUUGAUUGGCUGUGGGAUAAUCACCGAUUUUUUGGCCUUGAUUAGUACUUAAGAAGCAUGGGUCAUAACAAUAUCUAUUUCUGACUCCACAGUUUUUUAAACCUUUAUGAACACAACUGUACACAUUGGGCAUUUCGAGUAAUCAUGUUGUCUAAUUGCUAAGAACAGCACUCUUAGUACAUUGUUCCCAACACUGGUAUUUAUUAAUUUACUAUUGUGUAUCAGUGAAUUUAUGACUGAAGUAUCCUUUGCACUAAAUAUAUUUCUAGAUAUUUAUUGUGUUUAAAUAAAUUGAGAAAAAUUAAACAAAUCCACAUAGUAAAAAUAAAGAAACCAUAUGUUGAGUAAAUGACUUCGUACUCUUAGUGUUCAUUGAUUUUUAUGAAAUUAGAGACUAACUGAAACACGAUAUGAUUAAAAUUAAAAGAGAAUUAAUUGGCCAUUAAAACAUUUGAGGUCUUGUAGAUUUACUAUUGUAAAUUUGCUACAUCUCCUAGGAAAAGCUUUGAUUUUAUUUAUAUUUGUUGAUAGGCUUAAUAUGAUAAGUGUUAUUAUAGUUCAUGAUUAUGCACUUUUUUUUUCACAAUAUACCAUAGAGCUCAUUUUACUCGUUUGUAGAUAGACACAUUCAGUUUAGUCAGGUAAGUAAUUCUAAUAUGGCUUCAUGAAUUUUUUUAUGUUUACAUUUGUAUAUAAGAAUUUGUUUUGGAAAGAGAGAGACAAAUGCAGUAUGUAUAAUGUAAUCCUUUAUUGACAAUGUUUUGCUCACACACUGGACUUUAUCAAGCCACAAACAAAUCUGUUUGUGAUUUCAUUAAGUCCACUGUGUGGACAAUGUUGUCAGUAAAGUAUGAAAUUAUACUGCAUUUGUGUCUCUUUCUCCACCGUGUCGUUAUUUUAUAUUAUUUGUCUCCAAAAAUUUGUUUUAUUGAUGAUGUAGGAAUUGUUGGUUUUAACACUGAAAUAAAAAGUGAAAAAUGCUAAAUCAUGGCUAGCUGAAGUUCAUGACGAUAUUAAAUUUAUUCGAAAGUAAAGUUAAGCAGUGUAGCAAUUAUGGUUUGUAACAUGUGAUAGUUGUCACGAAGAAUCAUUAAGGGAUCAUAAGUUUUGAAAAUAUAUUUUGUGAGUAUCCUACUCAUUGACUCGGUGCUAGGUAAUGCACUUAGUACAUUUUUCUGCAAAGGCUCCCAUGAAUGGAAUUAUAUUUGGCAGGCAUAUGUUUCUGUCAUCUUAGAUUGCCAUCUUUGAUUUCAAUUUUACUGUUGCAUUAACCCCUGCCACCACACACCCCUACUCCUCACUUUUACCUUUUACACAUAUCUACUUUCACACAUCCAUCUCCACAGUGCUGUGUAACCCUUAUGGGUUUAAUUUUUAAAUUGAUUUAUUAUUACUUUACAUUUCCACAUCAGUUGGAACACAGCUUCAUAAAUAACUGGCUAAUUGAACAGCAAGAACAUGAUCAUUUUUAAGAUGUAUAUGGAAAAUGGCAGGUACCUCUUACUAACUUUUGUUACAUUCAGUAUACUGUUGACCUGUCUUGCUUUCCUGCAUUUUUCUUAAGUUCUUAUUCCAGUAAUAUUUGUUUGCCAAAUUUAGGAGGCCUGAUGUGAGACCAGUCUAUGGGAGCAAUGAUUCCUGGAGCCAUUUAUAGAUUAACAGUUUCAAUUUUUAAAGAUUAGUUUAAAUCAAAUUAAAAUUGUAUUCCCUAGAAUGUUGAUUAAUUUAAAACUGUUGACAAAUAAAAUUUAGCAAUUAUUUCUUUCCAACUUUAGGAUCCUUUUCCUCAGUAGGUUAGUAAAUAAUCAGCUGUUGAUAUUACUGGACUACUUUUAUAAAUUAUAAAGCCUCAUUCAUCUAUUUUGUAGAGAACAUAAAUGAUGAGCAAAAUUGGAUAAUGCAAUUGACCAUUCCAGUUGUUUUUUCAGCUGUUAUUGAAGUGCAUGUGUUAAGAAAAUGAUAGUGUGUGAAUAACAAGCAUAAAUGUAUUAGCUAAAGUUUUAAGGCCUUAGGUUAGGUAGAAAUAUAUUUACUAAAGAUUUAUGGGUUUGUAUACUAGGGAAAUGGUGUGAAAUAGACCAAGGGGUAAUUGCAAAAAAUAAUAAUAAUAAUAAUAAUAAAAUAAAAUAUUGUAUAACAGCAAACUUAAUGUCAUGAAAUGUACAAUGCUAUGGAAACACACAAAGAAAAGUUUAGCUAUAAAAUUAGAUGUUUGCCCUGGAUGCGUACUUGCUACUUGAUAAUGAUUCAGGAUGGAUAAAAACAUCAUAUAGUUACGUAUUUGGCAGGAUAUAUAAGUAAAAGGGCAAUUAAAGUUUAAGGAAAAAAGGCUGUUAUUAAAUAUAGUACAACUUGUAAUUCACAUGGGUAAUAAAAGUUUUGUGUGUACAAAUUAUUUAAAAAAUUUUUUUUUUUGCUUAACUGCUUUAAAUAAUGGCUCUUUGGUAAGUAAGAAAAAGCAUAUUUUGAAUGAGAUGGUUACUUUUCAGUUUUGGGGUAUAUGAGGUAAAAAACAGUAGGCACAAAAAAAAGUAUUUGCUGAAUGACCUUAGUAAAAAAAAAAAAAAAAAAGUUGAAUCACGAGAAUUCCUGGGUUUGACUUGUAAUUCUGGAAAUGGGAA
Cherax quadricarinatus is the source of this 4142-nucleotide messenger RNA. RefSeq names its product titin homolog. NCBI's taxonomy places the organism in Eukaryota, Metazoa, Arthropoda, Malacostraca, Decapoda, Parastacidae. Gene Ontology annotation, biological process: DNA repair. The record is from RefSeq and is a predicted model, not a curated record. Gene Ontology annotation, cellular component: nucleus. Gene Ontology annotation, molecular function: catalytic activity; DNA binding.